Molecule: messenger RNA, 12811 nt
Organism: Oncorhynchus keta (chum salmon)
Lineage: Eukaryota; Metazoa; Chordata; Actinopteri; Salmoniformes; Salmonidae
Product: golgin subfamily B member 1-like
Exons: 28
Coding region: 186-8672 (2828 amino acids)
Cellular component (GO): Golgi apparatus
Source: RefSeq, a predicted model, not a curated record
UCGUUGCGUCCCUUCGCUGUUUUUAUUCACCUGACGAACAUGGCCGCUGAUGAUUGAAGGAUACCUCGGAUCUCUUGUGAUUUCUUAACUUGAGCAAUAAACAUGCGCCAUUUGACGAUUUCAUUGUAUAAUAUGUGAAUGAACAUCUUUAUGAAGCGAUAAAUUGGGAAGUAGCACUCUAAACCAUGCUGAAGUGGUUUUCCAAUGAAGAUGGCGCUCCUGGCCAGGGAGCGCUCGGCUCCCCCCAGGGUGGUGGUGGUGCUGGAGGAGGAGAAGAGGGCCAGGCAGCCCUGGUGGAGGUGGCGGAGCGGCUGGCCCAGACAGAGCAGCUGGUGGCCCAGCUGAAGGAGCUGAUCCGUGAGAAGGAUGGCUCGCUGCGCACCAAGGACGAGCAGCUCAAGGCAGAGAAGGAGGCGUGCGAGGCCAAGCUGUCCAAGAUGCGUCUCCAGAACAAAGCCAAGGUCACCUCCCUCAGCGCCCAGCUGGAGGAGCUGAAGAAAGGAGGUGCUGCCGGGGGUGGAGCUGGGGGCCAGGGGACUCCCACCCACAGUAAGAAGGGAGGUGCAGAGGGAAGCGAGCAGGCCAGCCGUGGGAAGAUCCUCCUCCUUAGGAAGAAGGUGGAGGAGCUGGAGCAUCAGCUGUCACAGAGAGAUGAGGAACUGGAAGUCAAGUCACGAGAGCUGGAGGCCCAGAGGCAGCGUGGUGCGGACAUGGACGCCAUGCUGGUGGAGCGAAACAGGAAGCUGUCAGAGAAGGAGGCCUACAUAGUCCACCUGCAGACUGGCAUGGCCACCGGAGAGCAGACGGCCACGCCUCCAGCCCAACCAGACACGGAGCACAUGGCGUUGCCGGAGGAGAGCGGAGCGGGCUCCCUGGCGGAGCUGCAGCUGCUGGUCCUAAGUCUGACCAGGAAGGUGGGCGAGGGUGAUGAACGUUACAGCCUGCUGCAGGAACAGACUGAGAGCCUCAAGGAGCUCCUAGUCACAGAAAAGGCCGCCUUCGAGGACAAGGAGAACAUGUACAAGCAAAACAUCCAGACGUUUAAAGACAUCAUUCUGCAGAAAGACAACAAGCUAAUGGAGGUCAACCAGAUGCAUGAGCAGGAGCUCUUCAAGUUGGCUGCCAAGUCUGACGCCAGCGCUGAUCUGGAACAGCUCCUGAAGGCUCUGAAACAGAAACUACAUGAGAAGGAGGAGGUGUUGCAGGGUAAAAACCAGGUGAUUGAUGUCUUCCAGGGGGAGGUGGACUCCAGAGACCAGCAGAUCAAGGACCUUGUGGAGCGGGCGCGGCGGCUGCAGGUGGAGCGCGAGAGCCUCGGGUCCAAGAUGGAGGCUGAGAAGCACGUGAUGCGGGCUCAGCUGCGUGACCUCUUGGAGAAGCAUCAGGGCGAGCUACGCCGUGCCGCCGAGUGUCACGAGGCCCAGCUGGCCGAGCGGGAGCAGGCACUUCGCGGGCAGCUACAGGAGGAGCUGGGAAGGACCCCUGUCGCCGAGCUUCAGACCCAAACGCAAGCAGGGAGCGGCGGGGAUUCUCCAGCCACGGCCCAGAGGAUGAACGAGCUGGAAGCACAAGCCAAGCUGAAAUCUGAGGAGGCCAGUAAAUCGGAAGCCAAGUUCCUAAAGAUAAAAGCCUGGUCAAAGUCUCGUAUUCGACAGCUGGAGGACGAGCUGAGGAAAAGCCAGUCUGGCAGAGUGGGCCCUGACGUGACCUCCCUGCGUAGCCGCGUCACGGAUCUGGAGGAGGAGCGGGAGGAGACGCUGUGGAAGCUGGAGCAGUACGACGAGAUCAAGGCCAAGAACGAUGUACUGGAGGCCAAGCUGGUGGUGUACGAGGAGCAGCAGAGGAAGAUGGCCUCCGACCUGGAGCAGGUUACCAAGAGAGCCGCCUCUCAGGCCAGCGAGUCAGGUAGCGCCGACGACGCCCAGAGCCAGGUGCUGGACUGGCAGGAGAUGGUGUCGGAGGCGGUGACAGCCAGGGACCGUGCCCGCGAGGAAAAGGCCACCAUGGCCCUGCGCAUGAGCCACAUGGAGGAGGAGAGAGAGGUGCUGGCCAGCCGGCAGCAGGAGUUGGAGGAGGAGCUGGUGCAGGCCCGGGGUCUCACAGGGCUACAUAGGGGCGGCAAGAAAAUGGGAGGCACCGCCCACCAACACAGCCUGCAGGAGGACUUUGAGUUUGAUGGCAAGCAGGCGUUCCACCAGGACCCACACAGUGGCGGAUCUGAGAGGACCACCCCGAUGGAGGAGGGGGAGAACAUGGGAGGUUGGUGGCCUGAGUACACUUCCCCCAACACAGGUGGCCUGCGGUCGGUAGUGGAGGAGUUGGAGCUGGAGAGGAACCAGCUGCAGGAACAGAUCCUAGGACUGGAGGACCGCUGUCAGGACCUUGAGGACCGGCUGCAGCUGCAGGCUCGCAUCGAGUCCCUACAGAACGAGUCGGAGAGACUACAGGGUCAGCUGGCCAGCCUUCGGAGCCAGCAGAGCAGGGAUGCAGAGAAACACCAUCUCCUGGUCACCAGCCUCAACGAGCAGCUCAAAGGACUGAGUGACACCCGAGAGUGUCUGGAAACCUCUCUUAUAGAGAAGGAGAACACAUUAGUCAAGACCUCUGAGAAACUGGAGCUCAUCGACAGCCUCCGAGAUUCUUUAAUGGAAAAGGAGGCACAGCACAACGAGGUCGCCGACAAGCUGCUUCAAUCUGAGAACCAUUUCACUGAAGUCUCCACAAAAUGCAGUACCUUUGAAAAACAGUGUUCAGAACUGAAGACAUCGGUUGCAGAUCUCACACAUAAGCUGAGUGUGCUUAAAGAGAAGACACUGAAACAAGAGGCCACAAUAAAGACUCUUCAAAAUGACCUGGAUCAGACAAAUGAUGAACUGGACAAGUUGAACACCACCCAUCUGGAAGAAAGGUCUCAGCUGAUCCACAACCUUCAAAGCUGUGAACGGGAGAUUGAUAACCUCAGAGAUGUCCUCUCAGACAAGGACAAGGAGAUCUUAGCCCUCUCGGGCAACAUGGCGGAGUACGCAGAGCAGAUCAUGGUGCUGAAGCGGGAGAUUAAGCACAAGGAGGAGGACCUGGUUCGCAUCGAGACCGCCCUCACCAAAUCGGAGCGGGAGGCACAGAUCAUCAGAGACUCUCAGAACUCGGACCAGCAGGCUCUGUACACCAAGACGGCAGAGCUGGUGGAACAGCUGAAGGAUGCAGAGACUGAGCUGAGCAAGGCCAAAGAGGAGAAGGAGUCGAGGACAGUAGAGGUGGAGGAGCUGAGGAAGCAAGUGGAAGAGGACAAGCGGACCAUCCUGGAACUUCGAGAGGAGAUCCAGCAGCACAACGUGGGCCAUCGUAAUCAUCUCUUAGAGUGCGAAACUCAGAUCUCUUCACUGAAGGAGCAUGUGACUGUUGCUUCCCAGAAACUACAGGAGUCCGAGGGUCUCGUCUCUCAGUUGAGGGAAGCAAGUACAUCCAGCAAGACACUGAAAGACCAGCUCCAGGACAGGGAGCAUACGUAUGAGAAAGAACUCAAAUCGGUCAAGGAGGAACGGAACAAGCUUAACGCAGAGGUGUCCAAACACAAUGAUGACCUUAAGACCCUGUCCAACAAGCUAGAGAAGCAGACAGAGUGUCAGGUACAGUUGAAAAAAGAUAUGCAAGAAAAACUGGAGACAAUAUCCUCUCUUGAGGAAAAACUCAGGGCCAUCCAGGAAGAGGUCGAAGUAGAGCAACAGAAAUUUAACACAGAACUGCAAGUCAGAGAUUCUGAAAAGGAGAAGUUGGCGAAAGACCUGCAGAUUAAAUUGGAAAAUAUCUCAAAUAUGAAGAAGCUCUUGAAAAACAUGAAGACUGAAAAACAACAACUGCAAGCUGACCUGAAGGAGAAGGCAGAUGAACUUAAGUCUCAAAAGCAGCUUGUAGAUGAGCUUAAUAACAAAUCUACGGCAGCUCUUGAACUUAACAGCAGUUUGAACUCUCAAAAAAAUGGCCUCACAGAGGAGAAUCAGAGGUUGCAACAGGAUGUAGCUGGAAAGCAGAAAUCCAUUUCAGAGAUGACAGAUGAAAGGGAUUCUCUGAGAAACAAAGUCUCUGACUUCGAAACACAGCAUUCAGAAAACAGAAAAGUAAUUGAAGAGCUUCUGAAAGACAAGGAGGAGCUGAGUGUUAGAGCCAAUGAACUGAACAGGGUCCUGGAGCAAAAUAAACAGUCCAUUUCCGAGAGUCUAUUUGAGAAAACAAAUGAAUGUAUUCUUCUAACUAAAACACUCAGGGAAAGGGAGGAGACAGUUGCCCGUUUACAGAUGCAAAUUGACAGUUUGAACACUCAAGUGGAGCAGUUCCAUCACAACAUUGCUGAAAAAGAGAAGUUUGUCACUGAUCAAAACUCACAAGUAGAGGCACAACAGAGCCAGCUGUCGCAACUCCAGGAAACAAUGUAUUUACUGCAGGAGCAGGAGACUGCCCUGAAAACUGGGCUCACGGAGAAAGACACCGUAUUGCAGCAGAAAUCAGAUGAGUGUAGCUCUUUACAGAAUAAACUUGGGCAGCAGAAAAAGCUUCUAUCCAAGCUACAGGGUGAGACUAAAUCACUUAAAGGACAAUGCUCACAACUGACCCAGUGUCUGAAAGAAAAAGAAGAGACCUUCAGACAAAUGACACAGGACUGUGAAAACCACAAAGAUGAGCUUAACAAGAGGAAUGAGUCAUUGAAGUCACUAAGCAGUCAGCUUGGUGUCAUGAACGAGAGCAGUGCGAAGUUGGAGUCUGAAAAUACAGAGCUGAAAACCACUCUGGAGAACCACGCAGCAGAAAACAACAAGCUGAGGCAUGAGAUUGAACAGAGGCAAGCUGAGGUGGUUGGCCUCCACAGUCACAUCCAGGCACUGAGUGAGCAAAACCAACAACUCCGAGCUGCUUAUGAGAUCAGAGAUCAGGAACUUGCCCAGCAAAUGCACGUUGCAUCUGAGCUUGAUAGAAGGGUAAAUGUGACUCUUGAGCAGAACACAAACCUGUGCUCACAACUGAGCAGUCUGACAGAGGAGAAGCAGAUACUGCAACAGGAAUUAGCUGUACAGUCGGAGUCCAUUUCUGAAUUAAGCAAGGAGAAGAACUUACUUCAAGAUAAACUUUCCAAUUUUGAAAUGCAACAUUCAGAAAACUGCAAAAUGAUUGAAGGGCUACUGAAAGACAAGAAGGAGCUCAGUGUAGCAGUAGAGGAACUCAACAAGGUCCUAGAGCAAAACAAACAGACCGUUUCAGAGAGUUUGCUGGACAAAACAAAUAAAUGUACUAAUCUCACCAAAUUGCUUAGAGAGAGUGAAGAGGCACUUGCACAUUCACAAGACCAAGUUGACAGCUUGAACACCCAACUUGAUCAACUGAACAACAGCAUAACUGAAAAAGAGAAGACUAUCAGAAAUCAAAACUCACAAUUAGAGGCCCAGCAGAGAGAGUUGUCGCAACUCCAGGAGACAUUGGCUUUAUUACAGGAGCAGGGGACCGCACUGAAAUCUGGGCUCACAGAGAAAGACACCAUGUUGCAGCAGAAAGCAGAGGAGUGGAGCUCUUUACAGAAUAAACUUAAUCAACUGCAGGGCGAGACUAAAUCACUUAAAGGACAAUGCUCACAACUGACUCAGAAUCUGGAAGAAAAAGAAGAGACCUUCAGACAAAUGAUACAUGACUGUGAAAACCACAAAGAUGAGCUGAACCAGAGGAACGAGUCAAUGAAGUCACUAAGCAGUCAGCUUGGUGUCAUAAACGAGAGCAGUGCGAAGUUGGAGUCUGAAAAUACAGAGCUGAAGACCACUCUGGAGAACCAUGCAGCAGAAAACAACAAGCUAAGGGAAGAGAUGGAACAGAGGCAAACUGAGAUAUUAGAUCUUAGGGACAACAUCCAAGCAUUGAAUGAACAGAAUGUCCGACUAAAAACCGAACUCAAAAACUCUGUCACAGAGGCAUCCAAGAAACUUGAAGAGAUUUCAGUUCUCAAGGCAGAGAUUUCUAACAGGGACAGUUAUGUGUCUAAUUUAACAAAGCAACUGACAGCAGCCUGCUCGGAUAGGGAUAGCUUAGGUUUGAAUUUGCAGCAGAGAGGUGAGUCCCUAAAACAGCAGGAGAUGUUUAUUAAGCAGUUACAAACUAAGUCAGUAGAGGGUGAGGGUCAGAUGAGCCAGGCCAUCACUGAGCUGCAGACACAAGCUCAGAGUCUUCAGAAAAGCCUUCAAGACAAAAAUGUUUCGCUGCAUGAGGCGGAGAAACAGCUGAGUCUGCUCAGAGAGAAGUUCACCUUAGAAUCUGAGGAUUUCAAAACCCAGCUGAAUUCAAGUGCGGAAACAGUGAAACAGCUUCAAGGUGAUCUGCGUAAUGCGGUGGAACAGAGUAAUCAGCUCAGUGGGAGGCUUGAAGAACAAGAGUCACAGCUUAAGCAGAAAGUUGAUGAUUAUGUGAGUUUAAGGACAUAUGUUUCAGAGCUGGAGGAUUCCACCACACAGCUCAGAGGUCAAGUUGACAGCCUGACCUCUGAGUCAUCUCUGUUAAAAGAGACCCUGAAAGAGAAAGUCAAGUUCAUCCUUGAGGCACAAAGCACCUCCUCAGCUGUUAGCGAAAGCCUAAAUUCAAAACUCAAAACCAAAGAUACAGAAUGUGAGAGCUUAAAAGAGCAGCUUUCGUACCUCCAAGAGUCCGUUUUAAAGCUCAAUACCAAAGAUGCAGAAUGUGAGAGCUUAAAAGAGCAGCUUUCACAUCUCCAAGAGUCUGUUUCAAAGCUCAAUAGUAGCCUCAGUGUCCAGUCCUCUGAAGUGGCACGACUUCAACAAGCCUUAGAGGAAAGAGGGACUGCCAUUAUGGACCAGUCAAAGGCCCUUCAGGAGCUGCAGAGAAGGGCAGAUGAAGCAGCCCUCUUCAAAACCCAGUUCAUGGAGAGCACAGAGUUGGUGUCACAACUGCAGGAUCAGAUUCAGGAACUCUCCACUAAGUCUGCAAGCCUCAGCCAGUCGGCAGAGGAGAACCAAAGUGCCUUUGUAAAUCUUCAGGAGAAGUAUGCUACUCAUUUAGAGGAGCUCCAGGAAGCUCGGACGAUGCUUUCUCAAAGGGCCGAGGAGAUGUCCAGUCUUAACAAGUCCCUCAGUGAAAGCAAUAGCACAGUUCAGGCAGCAGAAAGCACCAUAGAGGUGCUGAGGAAUGAGUCUUCCUUGCUACGUCAAGACCUUCGGCAAAUCCAAACACUGAAUGUCGACCUUUCAAAACAAAAGGAAGACGCCCUUGCUACCCAUCAAAGGAGCACCUCAACAUUCACUGUCGAAAUUGAGAGACUAAAAUCUCAGUAUUUGCAUGUGGCUGCUCAGGUAAAUGCACUGACAGAAAAUCUUGAGCAGAGAGAGAUGUCUCUUCAUGCCAUUAACAGUCAGUACACAGCCCAGGUGAAACGGGCAGAGCACGUAGUGUCAGAAAUGCAGAAACUAGAAGAGCAAAAUAAGAAGCUAAGAGAGGAGAUAGCUCUGUCAAAUCAAGAAAAUCAACAGCGGCUGGAUGCAGCAAUCAGUGAAAAAGAACGUCUGCAGCAAGAAGUUCAGAAACUCAUAAUUGAGAGAGAUGAACACGGCAAGAGCUACAGCAGCCAGAUACAAACAAUGCAGGAGCAGUUGCAUCUCCAAAAGCAGCAGCAAUCCAGCAGCAUGAACGAAGUCAUGGAGAAAAUGGUGGCUGAGAAGGAAAGACUACAGGUUGAGGAGACGAGACAGAGGGUGGAUGAGCUGCAGAGCGCCUUGCAGCAGGCACAGGCCUUCAAACUGCAGACUGAAACAGAAGUCAGCGGGUACCAGGCAGAGCUGGCUGAACUGAGGUCUGAGAGUAGCAGGCUGCAUUCUGAGUGCCAGCGUCUGGCUGGGGAGAGGAAGGAGACCAUGGCCCUGGUGGGGAAGGAUGUGUCUGAUGACCCGUCACUGACCCAGCUCCAGGCAGAGAGAACUCAGCUGCAGAGUCACCUGCAGCGCUGCCUCUAUGAGAUCCAGCAGAGAGAUCUGCACUGCCAGCAGCUCAACGCCAAGCUGCAGCAGGUGGUGGAGGAGAAAGGGGGGGUGUCGGCCCAGCUGAGGGCAGUGUCUCAGACGCUGAGAGACACCCAGAACCGCUGCUAUUGGCUGGAGAACCAGGCCCUGCCUAACCAGCACCACCAGGGCCUUGCAAAGCAGGGGGCGAUGUCUGUAGAAGUGCCUCCCGGAGCUCCCCAGGAGAGGAGCAGUGCUGUGGUAGACAUGGAAGCACUGGAGGCCGGCGAGCUCAGGACCAGGCUGGUGGAGGUGGAGCAGAGCGUGGUUCAGCUAAGUGAGAGUCUGGCUGAAGAGAGGACCAGGAGGGAAGCAGCCGAGGAAGCUCUGGGACUGGCUGAGGACAGAGCCAAGAGCGUUGACUCCAGUCCAUCCAGGACGACCCAGAGAGACUUCAGCAUCCAGCUGGAUACAGAGGAGGAGUGGGAGGCCCUCAUCCUCAACCCCAACGAACCCCUGGUCACACGCAAGCAGGUGAAAGGCGGGAUGCUGGCCUGCAGGCGCUGGCUUCGGGGGCGGAGCCUGUACUGCUCCAAGCUGCUGACAUCACGGGCCCGCUCGCGCUACCUCUUCCUUGGUUACCUGCUGAUUCUGCACGUGGCUGUCCUCAUGUGCCUCACCGGCGCCCUCUAGUGCCGUGGGGUUGAAAACAAUCACAAAUUGCAGAUAGAAAUAUAAUUUAUAGAGCAGACUGAGGCACGUUUCCUCCAUGACAAAGACGAUUUGUUCUGCGCAAUGUUUUUCUAUGUAGUUCACUUGACACUGGGGGUGUUAACAUUGCAGAUACAAAUGUCAUGUGUAGACAAGACACCAUGGCCCGUUUCCUCCACGACAAAGAGGAAUGUCUGUUCUACUCCAUUUCGAGGUAGUUAACCAUGUCUUUUCCCCCUGGAAUGUUAUUCCACCUUUUAGAAUAAGCUGCAGGGUUUUGUCUAGUAUCCAGAGUUUUCAUAAGAGUGAGGGCUUUUGGGGUGUGUCUCAAGUCUUGUGGCUUCUUCGCCUCACCUCCUUCCCUUGGUUCUCACUGGUCUGAAAAGAAAAUGGACAGCUGAAAGUGGGUCCUUUGGCUAGAUCCUACCUUCUGGUUUUCGCCCAUUUUUUUGUCAGAUCAGUGCAGACGGAGGCGAGAGGAAGAAGACUGUUAUUGACUAUUAAGACUCAGCCUUUGGAGUGUCUCAGGAGAAAGUGCCGUUUCGAUCCUGUCUGUUAUGUGUUAAAGCCUGAGACGGAACAGAAAGCCAUAUCCAUUCUACAUGAACGCUAGCCUAAGACGUGUGUGUGUGUGUGUGUGUGUGUGUGUGUGUGUGUGUGUGUGUGUGUGUGUGUGUGUGUGUGUGUGUGUGUGUGUGUGUGUGUGUGUGUGUGUGUGUGUGUGUGUGUGUGUGUGUGUGUGUGUGUUGGUGUGUGUUGGUGUGUGUGUGUCAACCUGGCACGACCAGGCCAUGGCACAAUGUUCCCUUUGGCACCCCCUGGUGUCUCCUGGGUAAUAACUGUCUCAUGGUGGCCUUGGCACAAUUCUAAGGUCUAUUCUAUAGCUGCUGCAUUCAAAGCUAUGCACUAAAACUCUCAUCAGGGGGUGUUUUUUUCCCUUCUCUCCUUCAGCAAAGAUAUUCAACAUAAUGUAGGGCCAGGAGUUUUAUCUGACCACGUGUCCUGAUAAGGAAAUACUGAUCUGGACCCUAGUAAUAGGAUCUAACUGGACCCUAGUGAUAGGAUCUAACUGGUCCCUAGUAAUAGGAUCUAACAUGCCCCUAGUAAUAGGAUCUAACUGGCCCCUAGUGAUAGGAUCUAACUGGCCCCUAGUAAUAGGAUCUAACUGGCCCCUAGUAAUAGGAUCUAUCUGGCCCCUAGUAAUAGGAUCUAUCUGCCCCUAGUAAUAGGAUCUAUCUGCCCCCUAGUAAUAGGAUCUAACUGGCCCCUAGUAAUAGGAUCUAACUGGCCCCUAGUAAUAGGAUCUAACUGGCCCCUAGUAAUAGGAUCUAACUGGCCCCUAGUAAUAUGAUCUAUCUGGCCCCUAGUAAUGUGAUCUAACUGGCCCCUAGUAAUGUGAUCUAACUGGCCCCUAGUAAUGUGAUCUAACUGGCCCCUAGUAAUGUGAUCUAACUGGCCCCUAGUAACGUGAUCUAACUGGCCCCUAGUAACGUGAUCUAACUGGCCCCUAGUAAUAGGAUCUAACUGGCCCCUAGUAAUAGGAUCUAACUGGCCCCUAGUAAUAGGAUCUAACUGGCCCCUAGUAAUAGGAUCUAACUGGCCCCUAGUAAUAGGAUCUAACUGGACCCUAGUAAUAGGAUCUAACUGGACCCUAGUAAUAGGCUCUAUCUGCACCCUAGUAAUAGGAUCUAACUGGACCCUAGUAAUAGGAUCUAACUGGACCCUAGUAAUAGGAUCUAACUGGACCCUAGUAAUAGGAUCUAACUGGACCCUAGUAAUAGGAUCUAACUGGACCCUAGUAAUAGGAUCUAACUGGACCCUAGUAAUAGGAUCUUACUGGACCCUAGUAAUAGGAUCUUACUGGACCCUAGUAAUAGGAUCUAACUGGAACCUAGUAAUAGGACCUAUCUGCACCCUAGUAAUAGGAUCUAACUGGCCCCUAGUAAUAGGAUCUAACUGGCCCCUAGUAAUAGGAUCUAUCUGGACCCUAGUAAUAGGAUCUAUCUGGACCCUAGUAAUAGGAUCUAACUGGAACCUAGUAAUAGGACCUAUCUGCACCCUAGUAAUAGGAUCUAACUGGCCCCUAGUAAUAGGAUCUAACUGGCCCCUAGUAAUAGGAUCUAACUGGCCCCUAGUAAUAGGAUCUAACUGGCCCCUAGUAAUAGGAUCUAACUGGCCCCUAGUAAUUGGAUCUAUCUGGAACCUAAAGGUUUUACCUUGUCAGAUCACAUGGUCUGAAGAAUAUCCUUCUACCCCGUUUGUGAGCAUGUACCCUGGUAAGUGUGUAAGUAAGACGUUGUAUUUAAGGGUGGAGUGUAAAAGGGUGCAAGUGUGCACCCUUGAAAGUCUACUGUGUGUAUUUAUGUAUCUGUAUUUGUUGCUCUGUGCCCCCCAAUGCUCUGUUGUUCACUGUACAUUUCUACUUCAUCUGUUGAUUGAUUACAUGCUGAUUUAAUCACUUGAUUGAUAGUGCAGGUUGGCAAUUCACAAAGCAGGAGACAAUAUGUCAGCCAUCUUACUUUGAGACAGUUUGGGAUAUAAUUCGUAUUUCUCUGGUUCGUAUCUCAUCUGUUUCAAGUUUAGCAUGGGAAGUACUGAGAGAAUGUCAUACUUCUAACAAGUGUGUUUUACCUCUCUGCACUAGGAAAUAUGAAGCCUGACUGACAAGCUGUUUGUUUGUGCCAUCAUGCCAACUCUUUCACACUCAUUGUUAUACCAAACACGUUUGGCUUGACAAUGAGCAAUGGAGUUGGCCAGAACACAAACAGAUUUGGGACCAGGAUAGGAAAUCUGGUGUUUCAGAAUACUUACGGUAGUUAGCCAGCUGAGCUAAAAACAUUGCUCCUGCUUUGUGGGAUACCACCAUAGAGAAUGAUAGAGGCCUCUAGUGGCCAAAAGGCUGUAUUAGCAUGGGUAGCGCCAUUGAGGGCUUCCACCAUUUUAAUGUAGUCAACUGGGUAGACUUCCGACUUCAUUGGCUGAUCCCUCCUGGUAACCCUGUUGGAGUCAUGUCCAACCGGGUCAUUAGGAGGGAUCAGCUAAUCGUGAAGAAGAAUAUUGACUACUUCAAUGGCACUGCCCAUGCUGUCAGACGCUGUAAUGGCACAGAUACAAAGAUAAUGGAUACCACCCUGUUCUAACGUUGGUGUUAUGGUACCGUGGUCCUGAUGGUCUGUAUAGAUGAGUCCUCUAUCUAUCUCUAUGGAUACCACCCUGUUCUAACGUUGGUGGUGUGGUACCGUGGUCCUGAUGGUCUGUAUAGAUGAGUCCUCUAUCUAUCUCUAUGGAUACCACCCUGUUCUAACGGUGGUGUUAUGGUACCGUGGUCCUGAUGGUCUGUAUAGAUGAGUCCUCUAUCUAUCUCUAUGGAUACCACCCUGUUCUAACGGUGGUGUUAUGGUACCGUGGUCCUGAUGGUCUGUAUAGAUGAGUCCUCUAUCUAUCUCUAUGGAUACCACCCUGUUCUAACGUUGGUGUUAUGGUACCGUGGCCCUGAUGGUCUGUAUAGAUGAGUCCUCUAUCUAUCUCUAUGGAUACCACCCUGUUCUAACGUUGGUGUUAUGGUACCGUGGCCCUGAUGGUCUGUAUAGAUGAGUCCUCUAUCUAUCUCUAUGGAUACCACCCUGUUCUAACGUUGGUGUUAUGGUACCGUGGUCCUGAUGGUCUGUAUAGAUGAGUCCUCUAUCUAUCUCUAUGGAUACCACCCUGUUCUAACGUUGGUGUUGUGGUCCUGAUGGUCUGUAUAGAUGAGUCCUCUAUCUAUCUCUAUGGAUACCACCCUGUUCUAACGUUGGUGUUAUGGUACCGUGGUCCUGAUGGUCUGUAUAGAUGAGUCCUCUAUCUAUCUCUAUGGAUACCACCCUGUUCUAACGUUGGUGUUGUGGUCCUGAUGGUCUGUAUAUAUGGUGUGAUUGAGGAAAAGAUGACAAAAUACAUCUAUUUAUAAGAGGAAAUGCUACUGAGUGAAACCGAAUUGUCAUAUUUUCUAAAUAGGCUCUAUUUUUUAGAAGUCAAAUCGUUUGGACAGCAAUACUAUCCUAUCCAGGCAUUAAUGGGUUCAAUACCUUGAGGUUGACUUUCACCAAGAAAGGAAUUUUAAUAAAUCUGUUUGAAAAACACGA